This is a messenger RNA of Nothoprocta perdicaria, 756 nucleotides long. Its product is annotated as olfactory receptor 14J1-like. Gene Ontology annotation, biological process: G protein-coupled receptor signaling pathway. Gene Ontology annotation, cellular component: membrane. The record is from RefSeq and is a predicted model, not a curated record. Bases 1 to 756 code for a protein of 251 amino acids. The transcript has a single exon. Lineage: Eukaryota; Metazoa; Chordata; Aves; Tinamiformes; Tinamidae. Gene Ontology annotation, molecular function: olfactory receptor activity; G protein-coupled receptor activity.
AUGUACUUCUUCCUCCUCAACCUCUCCCUCCUUGACUUGGGCUCCAUCUCCACCACUGUCCCCAAAUCCAUGGCCAAUUCCUUCUGGAAUACCAGGACAAUAUCUUCCUUGGGAUGUGUCUUACAGGUCCACCUCUUCCUCUUUUUCGUUGCAGCUGAGUAUUGUCUUCUAACUGUCAUGGCCUAUGACCGCUACGUUGUCAUCUGCAAACACCUGCACUAUGGCACACUCAUGGACACCAGAGCUUGUGCCCGAAUGGUGGCAGCUGCCUGGGGCAGCAGUUUUCUCAAUGCUCUCCUGCACACUGGGAACAUAUUUUCAUUCCCCGUCUGCCAAGGCAAUGAUGUGGAGCAGUUCUUCUGUGAACUUCCCCAGAUCUUCAAGCUCUCCUGCUCACACUCCUACCUUAGGGAACUUGGGUUUCUUGUGGUUAGCAAUUUUUUAGCUUUUGGAUGUUUCAUUUUCAUUGUGGUUUCCUAUGUGCAGAUCUUCCGAGCUGUGCUGAGGAUCCCCUCUGAGCAGAGUCACCACAAAGCCUUUUCCAUGUGCCUCCCACACCUGACUGUGGUCUCCCUCUUUAUCAGUACUGCAGUAUUUGCCUACCUGAAGCCUCCCUCCAUCUCCUCCCCAGCUCUGGAUCUCUCACUGGCCAUUCUAUACGCAGUGGUGCCUCCAGCAGUGAAUCCCCUCAUCUACAGCAUGAGGAACAGCGAGCUCAAGGAGGCAGUGAAGAACCUCCUCCAAUUCACAGAAUAG